AUGUUUAGAUUCAAUGUCAUUGUGAAACACUUUAGUAUUGAUGCACAUGAACCAACACGUUUUUCCACAUGGCACAGUGACUAUUUGGACUCUUAUCUUGGAGUGACUUGGACCCACCCCCGACGCACAUGGCUCAUGAUGGCUGACAGUGGAGGUCUAGAUCGAGUACUAGAUGGAGAUGAUAAAGAAGUCUUUCGAGGAUUUCUAAUGAAGAAUCAUUUAGGAGAGAUGAUAUCAAUCUUGGAGGCAUCAGAUCCAACAUUGUUCUACUCGUUAUCCAUUGACUGCAGUAAGUUGGCUAACUGUAUGAUUGGAUUGUGGGAGAAGUUGUACAAGAGUCCGUUAGACACUUUGCCAAUUUUGAAUCAAGUACUUAAGAAAACUCUUAAACUACUUGCUAGUACUAAAGAAGGCACUGAUAUUAUAUUGAAGGAUAACGUUGAAGUGAGAGUUCAUAAUCUUCCAUCAUUUGAGGAAUAUACCAGAGAUAGAGUGCCAUUAGCAUCUGACGUAGGGAAAUUUCUAUCUUUUAAUGGAACAGUUGUGAGAACGUCUAGUGUUAAGUUAUUGGAGAAGAGUAAAUGUUAUAAAUGUGAAAAGUGUGGUGAAGUAUUCUCAGUUGAGACGGAAUUUGAACAAUGUUAUACUAUACCAAAACCCAGCAGGUACAUAAAUACUUUUAUAUGA
This is a messenger RNA of Amphimedon queenslandica, 687 nucleotides long. Its product is annotated as DNA helicase MCM9-like. The coding region runs from base 1 to 687 and encodes 228 amino acids. The transcript has 5 exons. Gene Ontology annotation, molecular function: single-stranded DNA helicase activity; ATP binding; single-stranded DNA binding. The record is from RefSeq and is a predicted model, not a curated record. NCBI's taxonomy places the organism in Eukaryota, Metazoa, Porifera, Demospongiae, Haplosclerida, Niphatidae. Gene Ontology annotation, biological process: double-strand break repair via homologous recombination. Gene Ontology annotation, cellular component: MCM complex; nucleus.